GGACUGCCAUUCCACAUGGCGUUAUGUCCUUCCCCUCACACGUGUGUUUAUAGUGUACGUUCAAAGUCUAGGUCAAUAAUCGCCUUAUCAUACCGACUGGGAUUGGACGAUCACAUGCGCAACUGCUUAUAUAGUACCAUUUCGAAUUUUGUCGUCUGUUUAGAAAUAAAUCUUCUAAGGACGAUGCAUCUGUUCCUGGUAGUGGUGUGUCUAGUGGCGGCCAACGCCGUGCCGAUGAAAAAGAGCAGUGACUACGAUUACGUGAUGCAUCUGGUAGAGCAUGCUUACCACAGCGUAGAUAACUCAAAACCAAUAGGUCCAUAUGAUGGAUCAUCGUAUCUGGGCAAAAGGGACGAAAGGAGCAGUGACUACGAUUCCGUGAUGGACCUGGUAGAGCAUGCUUACCACAGCGUCGAUCACUCACAGCCCAUAGGCCCAGGCUACUAUAACGGACAUACUCUUGGUAAAAAGGAUUUAAGUGCCUUGCUAGAGUCAUUAAAGGAUUCCAUCGCCAAUGUUGGCAGUGCCCUUCAUCAGACAUUUGGUGGUAUCCCUCAACAUGGUGCCGAGCUUCUUUCGUCUGUUGUCCAAACAGGACUCCAGCCGGUAGCCGGACUCCUAAACAACGUUUUGCACGGACUCCAGCAGUCUAAUAUGGUCGACGUUCAAAAACGCGGGGCCAAGGAAUUUUUCGCAAACAUUGGAGACCAGUUGUCGACGACUUUCACAAGCCUAGGUCACGCCUUCCAGACCACGUUUCAAGGACUAGCACAAACAGCCGCUCAGCACGGAGCAGACCUCCUUACCCAGGCUCUACAAGGUGGGGCACAGGUUGUCGCUUCUGGAGCGAACACUUUUGCUAACAAUCUUCAACAACCACAAGUAUCUGCACAGAAGAGGAAUGUCCAUGACGUUCUUUCUAACCUCGGACAACAGUUGUCGGCGACUUUCACAAACCUUGGUAACGUCUUGCAGAACACGUUUCAUGGACUUGCGGAAACAGCCACUCAGCAGGGAGCAACUCUCCUUAGCCAGGCUCUACAGGGCACCAACAUGCAAGCCGCUACAGAGAGAAGGAAUGCUGCUGAUCUUUUGACAGAGUUGCAACAUCAGCUCACUCAUCUCGGUGACCUCCUCAAUCCCUUCCACCAUUCUGAUGCACAACCGCUUCCGGGUUCCGGGAUUACUGCAGAACAAAGGAAUGCUCGUAAUCUAUUGACAGAUUUGCAAAAUCAGCUCUCUCAUAUCGGUGACCUCCUCAAUCCCUUCCACCAUUCUGAUGCACAACCGCUUCCGGGUUCCGGGAUUACUGCAGAACAAAGGAAUGCUCGUAAUCUAUUGACAGAUUUGCAAAAUCAGCUCUCUCAUAUCGGUGACCUCCUCAAUCCCUUCCACCAUUCUGAUGCACAACCGCUUCCGGGUUCCGGGAUUACUGCAGAACAAAGGAAUGCUCGUAAUCUAUUGACAGAUUUGCAAAAUCAGCUCUCUCAUAUCGGUGACCUCCUCAAUCCCUUCCACCAUUCUGAUGCACAACCGACGGACGCUCCUAACCCAGAUUCAUAAUUUAUAUACGUCCACAAUGUGAAGUAACGAAAUAAAGCAUUUGUCAAUCUCA
Mizuhopecten yessoensis (Yesso scallop) is the source of this 1615-nucleotide messenger RNA. RefSeq lists its product as uncharacterized. Bases 16 to 1563 code for a protein of 515 amino acids. NCBI's taxonomy places the organism in Eukaryota, Metazoa, Mollusca, Bivalvia, Pectinida, Pectinidae. The record is from RefSeq and is a predicted model, not a curated record. The transcript has 20 exons.